This is a messenger RNA of Marasmius oreades (fairy-ring Marasmius), 2475 nucleotides long. RefSeq lists its product as uncharacterized. Gene Ontology annotation, molecular function: protein binding. The record is from RefSeq and is a predicted model, not a curated record. Lineage: Eukaryota; Fungi; Basidiomycota; Agaricomycetes; Agaricales; Marasmiaceae. The transcript has 3 exons. Bases 28 to 2277 code for a protein of 749 amino acids.
CACACAAUUUCCUAUUCUCUUUCCUCUAUGAGUUCAAGCGCUACACAUUUCAAAUUCACUUGUUAUCCCCACACUCGGAGGGCUACUUUCCAAAGUCGUCCGACAUGGUUAGCGCUAUCCGACAAGAUUCAUUCGCUUUUCGACAUUCCACUCGAUAAAGUAGCGGUUUCGUAUAUUGACGUGGAAGACGACGAGGUGACCCUGAGCACCCAGGAGGAAUUGGAGGACUUUUAUCAGGAUUUAGACACAGGUGGAGGAUGGAGGCCUGGAGACGUGGUGAAGUUGACGGUAUUGGACCUCAGUUCUGCGCGUCAGGACAAAUCGGAAAAGUCUUUACCAACGACGCCACGAUCCACAAAUCCAAGGAAUACUUUCGGUGCAAACCUCAGUGAUGGAUUGCCCUUUAACAUUGACGAAGACUGGCAGAAUUUCCCCCCAUUUGCAGGAGUAUAUGUGGGCAAUCCCCCUGCGCAGAAACAGGACGGUUCAGUUCACGCUUUUAUCGAAGUCCUGGAGAGCGACGCAGAAGUUUCAGCCCAGAAAUCACCCCCGUCUUCUGGAACCUCCUCUGUACGUACGCCAACACCUCGACCGGAUAAGGGCAAAGGCCGUGCUUUCGACGUCGAGGAAGGGGAGAAUUUGGAUGUACCAGUUGCAGAGGACGAUGACGUCUCUUCGAUAGCCUCUGUGAUAGACUCGCAAGGUUCAGAGAAGAAGCCAGACAUUCACGUUAUGGGUCGUCAGGCCAGCAGCGGUUUAUUUGAGCCUGUCGAGAGUCGUGCUUCGUAUCAGUCGCGUACCUCGCAUGGGUCGCGAACAUCGCGUCGCAGUUCCAUCGCUGUCGCCCCCAUCGGUGACGAGAGCACGCCCAAAAGUUCCGCUAAAUAUUUUCCCACGCGCUCUACAUCCAACGUUUCUAUUGCACCGAGCUCAGUCCUUGUCCCUCCGACUGCUGGGUCAACCGUGGUAACUGAGGAUCCACCCCUGCCACCCCUCGACAAAACCUCUCUUGAGUCAGGAUUCGAGAAUCCCUCUCUGUCCAGUGAUAUUGCUAGUUUACUUACCACACUCACAGAGGUAAUUGCUUCGCAUCCUGAAUUGUCCGAAGGCGUCAGGAAGAUUUUACAGAAUGCUGUGGCGGGCACUUAUUGGACUCCAGGGCAACGAGAGUCCAUCCACGAGGCUGCUGGCAGUGUAGCAGAUGGCCUGACUUCCCUUGACGAAGAGGCGGGCAGAAAGGUUGCAGAGGCUUUGGGGAAUUUGUUCAGGGCUGUUGGGCAGGUGGUUGGGACAUCCCCCAGCACAAACUUUAAACCGAAUACUUCCACUUCUGAACCUGUGAACACGACCAACGCCUCUGCCCCCAAGAAUGCUGGUGUUAACUCCUCCGAAACUCAUGCGCCUCACCGUCUUCCGUCAUUUGACAGCUGGAACCGCGGUAGUUAUGGGUAUGGAUGUGGGUACGGGUCGUAUGGACCUCCACCACCAGGACCUCCACCUCUACCAGGAGGUUAUGUUCCUAAACACUUGCCACUCAGAGGACUGUAUCCCUCUCGUGUACCCGAAGGUCCGCCGAUGCAUCAUCCCGCAAAUCUAGCCCGACCAAGUCGUCCCGUGCGGCGUCCUAGUAGGCAGUCUAAAGACCUGAGAGCUCAGGUCGAAGCUGCAAAAUUGUUGUACAAGGCUGAGAAGGAAAGAUAUAGAGCUGAUAGGGAAGAGAGACGAAACGAGAAAGCAGAGAGAGACAGGAGACUGAUCGAAAUGUUUGCUAAUCGUGGUGAUUCAUUGCGUGAGAAUGAGCAUACCCCACUCGCAGGUACGACUACGUUGAACGCUUCUCCUUUCCCUACACCCCCACCACAGGAGCCCGCAUCUGUUACCACAGCUCCGCCACCACAUUCACAGGCGGAUACUUCCCAAUUGAUUAGCAAUGGUUAUGGAGGUUAUCCUUCGUUCGAAAUUACCCGUGUACCGUCUGCUCCUCAUCCAACGCAAAAUCUGCGUCGAGUAGCUGAAACUGUGGGCAGGAGGGUAUCAGAACAAACAUCAGAUCCUAAAGAACGAUCGUUGAAGAGGAUUAUCAAGAAAUUAGGCGACAUGGGUUUCACUACUCGUGCUAAUCCUGAUCUGACUUUGAGAGUCACUGCGCUUCUGCCAUCUGACAUCACCACCAUGACGGCAGAUAAAGAGGAGGAUAUUGCGACGACCUUGGUGAAUGAGCUAUUAAAGUCACCGCGGAUCCCACCAACGGCAUCUGGAAGUGGUGAUGUUCGUUGACCGUCUACAAGUGAUCUAUUGUCGGUAUUUUUAUGCGUAAAGUUAUGGCCGGGUUGUUUUAACUUUUAUAUGUGGCGCAAAGGAAUUUGUAAUAGUGUAUCUACAAUCUUGGUUCCAUAUCUGUUGUUGUAUCAUGUAUGUAGUUAGUUCCUGUAUUUGUAAGUAGGACCUGGGCUUAUAUUUAUAUCGUUCACCAUA